Messenger RNA from Saxophila tyrrhenica, 1218 nucleotides. RefSeq lists its product as uncharacterized. The transcript is spliced from 2 exons. The record is from RefSeq and is a predicted model, not a curated record. Gene Ontology annotation, molecular function: lipase activity. NCBI's taxonomy places the organism in Eukaryota, Fungi, Ascomycota, Dothideomycetes, Mycosphaerellales, Extremaceae. The coding region runs from base 1 to 1218 and encodes 405 amino acids.
AUGAUACUCGGUCAAAUUGCUUGGGUGGACUGCAUAGCCUUCCUCGUCUUCCUCGCUCCACAAUUGCUUAUUCAAGUCGGCCUUUUCGAAACAGCAAAAUGCGGCAUCAAGGCAUUGCCGUUCCUUCUCCUCCGCCUACCCUACCAAUUCCUCAAAACCCGCUACUUCACCCGUCACCCCUCUAAACCCCCCUUCGUCCAAGUCGCCUCCCCCUUCCAAGACAUCGUCAUCCGCUGCGUCCGCUACGCCUUCGCCUGCAUCCCGGCCUCCAUCGGCAAAGUCUUCUUCUCCAAAAACGUCGCCCUCCCCUUUAUGAGAUUCCGGAUGCUGCGCCACGGCUACCUGCGCUCCCCGAUCUACUGGCGCGAAGUCAACCGGGGCGAUCUGAACGGACUGUACGCCAUCGCUGACGAGACCCGGAGACCGGAUAUCGUGGUUUACUACUGCCACGGUGGUGGGUUUAGUAUGGGGAGUGCGUUCUUUUAUCUGGAGUUCUUGCUUGCGUGGGUUCAUUUGCUGAAGGUGGAAGGCGGGUAUGACAAUCCUGCACUGUUUGCGCUGGAUUAUACCUUGGUACCCGAGGCGACGUAUCCGACGCAGGCGCAGCAGACGCUUACCGGGUACAAGUAUGUGCUUUCACUUGUUGAUUCUUCGUCCAAUAUUGUGGUGAGUGGCGACUCCGCGGGCGCCACGCUGAUUCUGUCGCUGUUGCUCUGCUUGUCCGACUACACGCCACUACGGAAUCGAAUGCCUGGUCUUGCGGUUGUCAUUUCUCCUUGGGCGGCGAUCAUCAGUCCGAAGAACCAGAAUACAGCAUCCGACUACCUUAAUGCUGAGAGCCUGCAUUUGUACGGAAGUCAGUACAUCGGCACGAAAGCGGACGCAGAUGAUUCCCUGGUUUCUCCAGGCCGUUGCAAAGAUCUUAGCUGGUGGCGGAGAGCCUCGCCGAGCGCCGGCUGGUUCUUUGUCUACGGCAGCGAGGAAGUGUUCGCGCCAGAGACCAGGGAUCUGAUCGAGCUGUUGAAGAAGGCCGGUGGCGGAAGUGUGGGAAAGAACGAAGGCGUCAAUGGAGAAAUUGGUGGAGUGGCAGUUCACGAAGAGCAGAAAUGGGUGCAUGCUUGGCCAGUGGUGAAGCUCUUCUUGUGCAACACAGGAGAAGAGAGGAUGAGCGGGUUGAGGAGUAUCGUGCGGGUGACGAGAGAGCGCAUCAAAGUUUGA